Malurus melanocephalus (red-backed fairy wren) is the source of this 2392-nucleotide messenger RNA. RefSeq names its product cytochrome P450 4A4-like. Gene Ontology annotation, molecular function: monooxygenase activity; iron ion binding; heme binding. The transcript is spliced from 12 exons. The record is from RefSeq and is a predicted model, not a curated record. Lineage: Eukaryota; Metazoa; Chordata; Aves; Passeriformes; Maluridae. The coding region runs from base 43 to 1569 and encodes 508 amino acids.
GAAACAGGCAGGAGAAGGCAGUGCCAGGCAUCCCGGACCAGCAUGGUGUCUCUGCUGGAUAACAUAGUCAGACCUUCUGCUAUCGUCCUGCAGCUGUCUGUGCUGCUUGGUGUCAUCUUUGUGCUGCUGAAGGUGCUCCAGUUCUACCAGGAGAGGAAGAAACUCAUCRAAGCUCUGGAGGCAUUCCCUGGGCCCCCGAAACACUGGCUCCAUGGCCACAAUCACUUGAUACGUUCUGAAAACGUACUGCCUCAGUUAGUGUCAUGGGCAGAAGAAUAUCCCUAUGCCUUUCCCAGAUGGUUUGGGCCAGUCCUGCCUUCCCUAAUUGUCCACCAUCCUGAAUAUGCCAAAAGCAUACUGGGCCGAGCAGAUCCCAAGGCUAGCGUACCCUACAGAUUCGUGUUCCCCUGGAUUGGGAAGGGGCUGUUGGUCUUGGAAGGAAGCAAAUGGUUCCAGCACCGCAAGAUGAUCACCCCAGCCUUUCAUUACGAUGUUCUGAAAUCUUACGUGACCCUGAUGUCAGACUCAGUCAAAGUGAUGCUGGAUAAAUGGGACAAGAGGAUCACAGAGAGGAAGUCAGUGGAGCUCUUUCAAGAYGUCAGCUUGAUGACACUGGACAGCAUCCUGAAAUGUGCCUUCAGCUUUAAUUCCGACUGCCAGACUCAGAGCAACACCCACUAUUAUAUUAAAGCUGUUUAUGACCUGAGCUUCCUUGUGAGUGAUAGAAUCCGGACUUUUUCCAUCACGGAUGUCUUCUACGACCUGACUCGCAAAGGCCGUGAGUUCCAGGAUGCCUGCAAGCUGGCCCACACCCAYACAGAUAAGGUAAUACAAGAAAGAAAAGCACAGCUCUCCAAUGAGGAAGAACUUGACAAGAUCCAGAAGAAGAGGCACCUGGAUUUUCUGGACAUUCUUCUUUGUAGCAAGGAUGCAAAUGGAGUUGGACUGUCCGAUGAGGACCUGCGUGCUGAGGUGGACACYUUCAUGUUUGAGGGYCAYGAUACCACRGCCAGUGGCAUCUCCUGGCUCYUGUACUGCAUGUCACUGCACCCUGAGCACCAGCAGCGCUGCAGGGAGGAGAUCCAGGGCAUCCUGGGGGACAGGGACACCAUUGAGUGGGAGGACCUCGGGAAGAUGACCUACACCACCAUGUGCCUCAAGGAGAGCCUGCGCCUGUUCCCUCCGGUUCCUUCGGUGUCCCGACAGCUCUCCAAGCCCAUCACAUUUCCUGAUGGCCGCAGCUUGCCAGCAGGCUGCCUGGUUGCACUGAACAUAUUUGCCAUUCACAGGAACCGGGAUGUCUGGGAACACCCUGAGGUUUUUGAUCCCCUGAGGUUUUCUCCAGAGAACUCCACACAGAGGCACUCCCACGCUUUCCUGCCUUUCUCUGCUGGAUCCAGGAACUGCAUUGGGCAGCAGUUUGCCAUGAAYGAGAUGAAAGUGGCUCUGGCCUUGACUCUGCUGCGCUUCGAGCUCCUCCCAGACCCGUCCAAGCUUCCCAUCAUGAGACAGCAGAUCGUGCUCAGGUCCAGCAAUGGGAUUCACCUGCAGCUGAGGAGGAUCCACUGAUCCCACAGAGCACCAGGAGCUCUCCCAAGGGACACUCUCCARCCAGAGGAUUCAGAGGGGAGCACCAAACAGACCCACAAUGGUCCUCUCCUGCAUUAACCCCUGUCCUGCCGCUGUCCAGGGGGUUCACUGAGCCCACAAACACCAAACCCAGCAGGUCCAGGGCCCCUCCUGGCACGGGAGCAGCACUGCUCGGGGGUUCCAUGCCAUGGCUGUGGCUCAUCCUUCACCUCCACCSGCAUCCUCCAUGUCCUGCUCAUCUCCUCAUGUCCAACCUGCCCUCAAACAAUCCCUGACAGGAUUUCUGUCACAUGCCCAUGGCUUUGUCCUGUUGUCAGGUCCCCACCUGGGCUUGGCAGUGAACACACCCAGCACGGUUUGCAUGGAUGUGUAAAUCCUGGGCGCUGUCCCAGCWCAGGGUCCCUUCCCUGCCUGCAGCUGGGUGUGCCGGGCUGGGCAGGCUCCUCCAGCAGCCCCAUUGCAUCCCCACCACCACCCUACAAAUAAUCCCCAGGGCUGGCACUGCAUCCAUCAUUAUGGACAUAAACCCCUGCGGUUCUUUCCUGCCCCAGCCCUGAACUUCCUUGAGCUGAGAGUGCUCAGGAGCAGCACAGGAACGUGCCACACCUGGAGGAAGCGCUUGGCACACUGGAAACAGUGAUCAGCCUUGUUCUCCACCCUGAAAUGAGAAUAAAGCCUUGUGGGGAUGAUCUCCAAGCAUGGCUUGGGCUUCCUUUGCAUUUGGUGGCCCAGCAGGCCAGUGGCAAGGCUGUGCCCAAGGGUGCAGCCAUGUCAGUGUUUUGAUGAGCCACAAACGCUGUUU